AUGGAAUACUUAACGAGGAAAACGCAACCUCUUCUCGAGAAACGCGAUAACUUGACAUCGACAGUUGUACGAAUUACUUGUCAAAAUGACAAAAGGAUCAGUUGCAGCGACGAUAACGAUUUCCCAGUGAAAAUUAUCCACAAUUUAGUAUAUAGCAAUGUAGCUCAGAUUUGCUGGAUAAAAAAUUCUGAAACAAGACAAAUAUUUCAUACAUCGCUUAAAUCUUCUCAGCUUUACAUAGAAUUAUACUUGUUGUUAGAAUUAAAAUUCAACUCUUCAGUUAUAAAAUUAUGUAUCUUGUCGGAACCUUGUGACCUGGCAGAGCCAAAGCUGAGGCAGCGAAAUGAGCGAGUCUGUAAAGGUGGCGGUGAGAUGCCGACCGAUGAACCCUCGGGAGCUGCAACAGGGAUGCAGGGUACGUUCAUGCAGACGGACUGUUGUGAAUUUCACGGCGCAUGCAUCCAUGCCAGCCAAUGCACUGCACUUCACUCGAUUUUGUUUAUUCGUAGAAAGUAUGUGGAAAAACUUGUUAUUGUUCUAUCGAGCGCGUUGUAGCCUAGCGACUAGAUCAAAACACGCAAGCGGCAUGCACCGACGCUGCAACUUUCUUUCCUUUGUUUCUUCUUUUUCUUUUUUAACUGGAAAAUUUCUUACCGUGAAUCUUUACGUUUCAUUCAAGUCCUUGCAACGAAUGUGUUUCAUUUGAGCUUGAUUAAGUGGAUAAAGUAGACAAAGUUCGUUGAAUAAAGUCUCAUCAUUAGUCUCGAAGAUCAUCAUUUACCUACAGAUUUUUACGUUUUUUUUUUUUUUUUUUUUUGAAUUGUUCAACAGCUUCUUCUUAAUGUCGUUCUCGUGGCUCGUUAGCGAUAAUGACGUGACCUUAAAGCUUGCAAUGACUUGUUUAAGCAAAUGA
Molecule: messenger RNA, 913 nt
Organism: Heterotrigona itama
Lineage: Eukaryota; Metazoa; Arthropoda; Insecta; Hymenoptera; Apidae
Source: the annotation of a GenBank genome assembly